Molecule: messenger RNA, 5876 nt
Organism: Corvus hawaiiensis (hawaiian crow)
Lineage: Eukaryota; Metazoa; Chordata; Aves; Passeriformes; Corvidae
Gene: CNGB1
Product: cyclic nucleotide gated channel subunit beta 1
Exons: 34
Coding region: 243-3839 (1198 amino acids)
Biological process (GO): monoatomic cation transmembrane transport; retina homeostasis
Cellular component (GO): intracellular cyclic nucleotide activated cation channel complex; photoreceptor outer segment; plasma membrane
Molecular function (GO): protein-containing complex binding; intracellularly cGMP-activated cation channel activity; cGMP binding
Source: RefSeq, a predicted model, not a curated record
UUGGGGGAGUCAGUGACGAGCUGCAGUGGCCAAGGGAGCCCACGCAUCCAAGGGGUGGCUUCCCAGGGAGGCAGUGGUGAGCCUAGGGGGACGUGGAAACGGAGGGACACCAAGGACCUUUUUGGGCUGCUCUGGAGACAGCGUGAGCAGCUGGUGCAGCCAGUGUUCCCUGGGCAGUGUGCACCCCUGCUGCUGGCCUCUUGCCAGCUGGAGACCCCUCGGCACUGCCCGCAGCCAGCGGGAUGAUGGGCUGGAUCGACCGGGUGGUUCCCCAGCCCCCGGCGCCCCAUGUGACAGAGGAGACCCCUGUGCAGGAGCCAGAGCCAGUUAAGGCACCAACAGGAAAGGCCAGCGGCCCCACGGAUGCUGCUGACCAGGCACUCACUGAGGAAACGGAAAAGAAGGUGGUGUUUGUGGUCUCUGAGGACUCAAGUUCUGUGUUUGAGAGUGUGGGGAGUAGUGUGCUCUCCUGGCUCUCCUAUGGGCUGGAGAAGGUGAUUCCCCAGCCAGCUCCAGGGCUGCAGGCACUUGGGAAGAGCUUCGAGACAAGCAUCGACAUUGCUGAUGAGACAGAGGUCCAGGUCCUUGGGGAUGAGGACAACAGUCUGGAGAUAACCCCCUUCGAUCCCGAGGAGGACGUGUCUGAGGACGAAGCGGAGGCCGACGCGGAGGAGUGGGCAGGAAAGCGGGUGCUCAACUGGCUGUCACAGGGCUUCGAGAGGAUUGUGCCGCAGCCUGAGGGGAUGAAAAAGCCGGAGACCGAGCCGAAGAAGAGCGAAGGCGCGGUGGAAGGCACAAAAGAGACUAAAACCCAGGCAAAGUCAAAAUCCAGCACUUCAGCCGGACAGAGCACCCCAGCGGCAGCAGCAGCCAAGGGGCAGCCGGGGCCAGUGACCGCCCUCAGCCCUCAGUCCGUGGCUGUGGACAGCGGCAGGAUGUUCACCUGGUUUGUCCAGGGGCUGGAGAAGGUGAUGCCACAGCCGGUGACCAGGGAGGCGCGGGACACACAGGGAGUGGCCACAGCAACCUCAAGUCCUGUGGAACAAAUUCAUGCAGCCCCUGGGGAGCAGGAGCAGACCCAUCUCGUUCUGCAAGAGAUCGAUGAUGACCGGAUUAACGAAGGGGUGACGGCCUGGGCUCACAAGGCUGAGCUGGAGGCAGCUGCUCCUUCCCUUCCCACCAUACAGGAGGAACCUCAGGAGGAAGAAGACAGACUAUCUUUGUGCUCCCCAAACACUACAAAGGGGGAAGAGGAAAAGGAGGAAGAGGAUAAGAAGGAGGAGGAAGAGAGGAAGAAAGAGGAGGAAGAGGAGAGGAGGGCACUCGGGAUUAUUUCGGGUGUUACAGAGCUGAAUGUAAAGACAGGAUUAUGUGUUGUGUCUGCAAGUGCUGCUUCAUACAAACCCCUGCUGCAGCCACCUUGUCUCCCUGAUGAUGAGGGUGUGGAUGAAGCCUGCCUUGCCGAGGAGACCCUCAGGAUUGAGCAGCUGGAAGAAGCUGAGAUAAGUAAUCUCGAAGGCGCUCUUGUCCAGGUGGAAGAGGAGACAGCUGAAGCUGCUGAAACCGAUGCUGAAGGUAAUUACCCCACCCUGGAGAUCAAGGAUGUGGACAGCCCAGGCCAUGCUGUGGAGAUCCAUGCGACCUCUUUACCAGUGCCCACCGCCAGUGCUCCCAACCUGCUGGCGGUGCCCGGCGCAGCAUCCCCCAGGAGGAAGCGACUGCUCCCAGAGGAUGGUCUGGACGAGGGGCUGGGGAGCCAAUCCCCCACCCGAGUGCUGGGCUGGGAUGAGGAGCAGAGGAAAAGCCUGCCCGAGCGCAUCGGCUCGGCCACGAGCCUGAGCAGUGCCAUCAUCAACACCCGGCUCCAGGAGCUGGUGAGGCUCUUCAAAGAGAGGACCGAGAAGGUGAAGGAGAAGCUGAUUGACCCCGAUGUCAGCUCGGACGAUGAGAGCCCUGUGGCAUCUCCCACCAAGCCAGCACCUGCAGCAGCGGUGCCUGCCCCAGGAGGGGAGCCAGAGGACAAGCCUUUGGGGGAUGACCACUACUGCGAGAUGCUGUGCUGCACAUUCAAGUCCCGGCCCUGGCUGGACCGCCUGAAAAGCUACCAGUUCCCCAGCAGCAUCGACCCGCUCACCAAUUUGAUGUACGUGCUGUGGCUGUUCUUUGUUGUCAUGGCCUGGAACUGGAACUGCUGGUUGAUCCCUGUCCGCUGGGCUUUCCCCUACCAGACUCCAGCAAACAUCCACUACUGGCUGCUGGUGGACUACCUCUGUGACCUCAUUUAUCUGCUGGACAUCCUCGUCUUUCAGACCCGGCUGCAGUUCGUUCAGGGGGGAGACAUCAUCACUGCCAAAGAGGCCAUGAAAAAAAACUACCUGCACUCACAACGCUUCAAGAUGGAUGUGCUGUGCCUCCUGCCGCUGGAUUUCUUCUACUUCAAAGUCGGUGUCAACCCCCUCCUGCGCUUUCCUCGCUGUCUGAAGUACAUGGCCUUCUUUGAGUUCAACAACCGUCUGGAGGCUAUCCUGACCAAGGCAUACAUCUACAGAGUGAUUCGGACCACUGCCUACUUACUGUACAGCCUGCACGUCAACUCCUGCCUCUACUACUGGGCCUCAGCCUACGAAGGACUGGGCUCCACCACCUGGGUCUAUGAUGGGGAAGGAAACAGCUACAUCCGCUGUUACUACUGGGCAGUCAAAACCCUCAUCACCAUCGGGGGCCUGCCAGACCCCAAGACACUGUUUGAGAUCGUCUUCCAGCUGCUGAACUACUUCACAGGCAUCUUUGCUUUCUCUGUCAUGAUAGGGCAGAUGAGAGACGUGGUUGGCGCCGCUACUGCAGGGCAGACUUACUAUCGGAGCUGCAUGGACAGCACCAUUAAAUACAUGAACUUCUACAAGAUCCCCAAAAGUGUUCAGAACCGGGUGAAGACGUGGUAUGAGUACACGUGGCACUCUCAAGGCAUGCUAGAGGAGUCAGAGCUGCUGGUGCAGCUGCCAGACAAGAUGAGGCUGGACAUCGCCAUCGACGUGAACUACAACAUCGUGAGCAAAGUGGCCCUUUUCCAGGGUUGUGACAGACAGAUGAUCUUUGACAUGCUGAAGCGGCUCAGAUCAGUGGUCUACCUGCCCAACGACUACGUGUGCAAGAAGGGAGAAAUAGGCCGCGAGAUGUACAUUAUCCAGGCGGGACAAGUGCAGGUGCUGGGGGGACCCGAUGGCAAAUCCGUGCUGGUGACUCUGAAAGCUGGAUCUGUCUUUGGAGAAAUCAGCUUGCUGGCAGCAGGAGGGGGAAAUCGCCGGACAGCGAACGUCGUGGCCCACGGCUUCGCCAACCUUUUUAUUUUGGAGAAGAAGGACUUGAACGAGAUUUUGGUGCAUUACCCGGAGUCUCAGAAGCUGCUGCGUAAGAAGGCCAAGAAAAUGCUGAAAAACAACAACAAACCCAAAGAUGAGAAGGGAGACCCCGGAGAUCCACUGAUCAUCCUCCCAAAAGCUGACACCCCAAAGCUCUUCAAGGCUGCCCUGGCUGCCACGGGGAGGAUGAGGGGCAAAGGGCCCCUGGAGCAGCUCCAGUGGAGGCUGAAGGAGCUGAAGGCGAUGCAGGAGGCACAGGGUUCCAGCGUCACCCCAACCCCACCAAAAUCACCCGUGCACCAGAGAUGUGAUGACCAGCCUGUCACAUCCCACAAAGCACAAACCCGCCUGGGAGAAGAAAUAUCUUCAGAAUCUCCUGAUCAUUCAGUCACCAUUCGGGUGAUUUCCACGGCAGAAGAAGAUGAGGAAAUCCUUGCUGCUGAGAUUUCAGAGAAAGAUGAAAAAAAAGAAGAGAAAUGAAACAGCAGCAGGUCCCAGGGCAGGCAUGGGAGUCAGGCAAACGCCUGGGGUAGCAGAUUUUUGUUGUUAAUGAUUUCCAUGCAGUGUCUGUAGGCUUUGCUAUGUGCUGUGGGUAGGAUCUGCUUCUUUUUUCUGCCCAGACCCUCAAUCACUGCUGAUAAAACCCUCUGCCAUGUGACCCAGAACCAUAUAGGGUUCCUAUGCCCUGCAGAGCUAUUGAGCACCUUUAUGAAUUUCCCACUAAAUCUCAGGCCAUCCCUCUUGCUCUGAAAUCCAGCCUUGUGGAGGGAGAGCUAUGGAAAAAUUGCUUUUUAUGGCUCUGGAUGGUUAAUGAGUGUUCAGACAAAGCAAGAAGAGUUAUUCACCUCUGACAGCUGAGUCACCGCUUGGCUAGAAACAACCAAGGGAGAAAAAACAACAAGGUUUCUCUGUUGGGCUCAAGGUUGACAGCAGCAGUGGGGAGUGAUUCAUCCAAAAAGGAUGUGGACUAUGCUCACAGGCCAAGCAUGGAGCAAAUCAAGCUGUCAUGAGAAGGCCAAGCUCUGUCCCUGAGUACACAGGCUGCAAGAUGCUUGAGGGUUCCUGGGUGGUGCCAAGGCCACCUUGGCUUUGCCACUGGGAGGAAUUCUUGCCAGCUGUCCACCCUGGGAAGGUGGUGGACACUCCAUUACUGGGGGCCGUUAUGGAGAGGUUUGAUGAGCAUCUUUCAAGGAUAGAGAAGCACAAUCCUGGAUGAGAUGUUCCUGGAGCUCCUUUCCAGCCUUGGGAUUUUUCUGUGCCGCCACUGCUGGGAGGGAUAAACAGAGAGCAGGAAGGGAGAAGCUGAGUUGGUUCCCAGCUGGGAGGGGAAAGAGAAGUGCAGUAAGUGCUCUCCUCUCCCAGAAAGUGUUUCAGAGUCAGCUCAGAGCCUGUAACGUGCCAACAAGUGUGCACAAGCAUGCAGGUGCUCCCCUGCACUCAUUGCUGGACCUCAGUGACAUCCACAUUUCCAGCAGCAAAUUUCCAGCCCUUCAGUCACUUGACAGGCUCUUGGCCACACUUCCCAUGCAGAGAGAAGCCACUCUCGUGUUGCUCAUCACUGAAGUCAUGAAGUCACUCUCGCAGCCGUGCUUGGGACUGGGUGUUGGAGGGAAAGGCAAACGUCUGGUCAGCAGCCAGCACCCAGCUGAUGGCUCAAGGUGUCCCGUCUUCUUCCAGCACCACCAGGUCCUUCCUCAUCUUCCUCAAACCCAGCACCAAUCAGAGCUAGCUGCUGGUGAGCUGAGAGGUGGUGAGAACCAGUGGGUGAGGCACUUUGUGGCUGUCCAAGGCACCACAGCACCACUGGCUCCAUCAAGAGGAGUCACUUUCUGUCCUGUGGAGGAAAAGUUGGGGCAGGUUUUGCUGCAGGGAGCAGCCCCGUCACCACGGCCAGAGGACUUCCCCAGUGUUCAGCAAACGCUGUGAGCAGUGCUGCAGGUUCCACAGGUCUGGCUGUGACACAGCCAGGCUCUUCGUGAAUGGUGGCAGCGCUGGCGUCACCCCCUGGGUGAUCCCUCUCUCAUCAGCAGCCCGGGGCUGACCUUCACCUCCUUUGGGAUCUUCUUUUGUUGCUUUUUCCCCCUCUCUCUCUCAAAAUAGACGAGUUUCUGUGGCAGAAAAAGGCAUAAUAGGUGUUAGCAUUAAUUAACAACGUCUUGCUUUCUUUUAAACAAAUUAAAUGAACUCCACUAUACUGCAGGAGGGUCUGAAGGCAACACAUUGCAGGGGAGAGCCUGCACUCACCCAAACCUCCCUGAAUAUUUCUCAUCCUCAGUCAUUUGCAAGUGGUUUUCCUGCUGGGUAGAAGAUUUUGGUGGGGAGUGCAAAGUAUUUUUUUUUUUUCACUCUUUAAAUAUUUAUAUAAUCAAACCAGGAAACGUGCAAAAAUCAAACUGGGGCUCUGAUUAGCUGCUAUGAUUUAAUAUUGUUUAGAAAAAGUGUUUAAAUAAAUAGUGGGCUGUAAUUGCUUUCAUAAUUCACUGUAUCUACAGUAAACACCAUGUAGAUUACCAUUCA